AUGAAUCUAGGACUUAGGAGACAAGUUAUCAACGUAUACAAAGAGUUGCUGGAAAUGGGCAGACACUACCCGCUGGGCUACGACUAUUUUAGACCCAGGUUGCACAAGGCAUUCAUGUCCAAGGCUCAUCUGACAGACGAGGAGCAGAUACGUCAAGGGAUCAAGCGAGCGGAGUUCGUGAAGAAGGAGAUUGAGGCGCUCUACUUCCUGAAAAAAUACCGAACGAUAAAGCAACGAUAUUCCUGA
Messenger RNA from Fonsecaea pedrosoi CBS 271.37, 246 nucleotides. RefSeq lists its product as uncharacterized. Gene Ontology annotation, biological process: respiratory electron transport chain. Gene Ontology annotation, cellular component: mitochondrion. The record is from RefSeq and is a predicted model, not a curated record. NCBI's taxonomy places the organism in Eukaryota, Fungi, Ascomycota, Eurotiomycetes, Chaetothyriales, Herpotrichiellaceae. The transcript is spliced from 2 exons. Bases 1 to 246 code for a protein of 81 amino acids.